Messenger RNA from Spinacia oleracea (spinach), 5806 nucleotides. Its product is annotated as wall-associated receptor kinase 3. Gene Ontology annotation, cellular component: plasma membrane. The coding region runs from base 886 to 5040 and encodes 1384 amino acids. NCBI's taxonomy places the organism in Eukaryota, Viridiplantae, Streptophyta, Magnoliopsida, Caryophyllales, Amaranthaceae. Gene Ontology annotation, biological process: protein phosphorylation; cell surface receptor signaling pathway. The transcript is spliced from 6 exons. The record is from RefSeq and is a predicted model, not a curated record. Gene Ontology annotation, molecular function: ATP binding; polysaccharide binding; protein serine/threonine kinase activity.
AUUAAUUAUAUUCCACACCAAAAUUUUAAAUUCUAAACUUUUAUUGCUCCUAAUACUCUCCCUAAUAUAUCAAUGUAGUAACAGGUUUGAAUGUCAACUAGCUUUGUUGAUUUUAGACUUUUAGGUUUGUUGAUUUUAGUCUUUUAGGUUUGGGGUGUGCGAGAUCGAAUCCCAUCACAUAGCCAUUCGUGUCCCCCUAUGUUACUUCGACAUUCUAGUUGAAGGAGGGCGUAGGUGUAGGAUCCUCCUAUCCUUCGACACAACAUGACACCCAAAUAUAUAGUGACUUUGUAUGAAAUGUAUUAUAUCUAGACUGUCAGAGGAGUGACGGAUCCUCUGAUUCCUUGUCGGACAUAACACCCAAAUAAGAGUCCGAGCAAGUAGAUGUCUCUCAUAUCAAUAAGAAAAUUUUGUUUCUUUUUUAUGAAUUAAGGAGUAUUUAAAUAGCCUCUACUUUUGGGGGGGUGUGUGUUACGGAGAAUAUAACUACUCACUAGGACCAACUGCUGCUUGAUGAAAUUAAGUACGGAGAUGAGACAUAUAAUAAGAUGGAAGGUCUCCACUAUCUACCCAAACUGCGGCAAGGCUGAUCUAUUUUAAUUAAGUCUACAUAAGCCUUGUUGCAUAGUAUUACUUGUAUAGAAUAAUGGCAAUUUGCAUAGACUUUUGUAGAUUAGUGCUUUUUGCUUCGCUGGCGUAUGUUCUCCAAACUCCAGAUCUUCUUUAGUCUACCCAAAUCGUAUAAUAAAAUUACAGAAGACGACUUUGGCGCUGCUAGUUUUGACUCUUGCUGCAGCCUUAAAAUAUAGGUGAUCAGGGAUGUGAAGACCUUAAUGAAGUUCAAGUUUCAACAUACAAUCUAUUCAUAGGAAACAAAGCUCAAAAAUGUUGAAAUGGGGAAAUAUUGUUGUUGCUGUGAUGUGGGUGAUACUAGCUAUAUUAUGUCUCCAAAUUAUUGUGGGUUUUCCAUUAGCAGCAGCAUCUAAUGUUCCCUCACAGAUAGAGAUAGCCCUUUCCAAUUGCCCCGAUAAGUGUGGCAAUAUCACCAUCCCAUACCCAUUUGGCAUAGGGGAUAAAUGUCAUUACAAUAACCCGAUAGAUGGUAUUUACUUCAAGCUCACUUGUGACAAUAGUACAGAGCCUCCAACUCUAAUUAAUGAUGCCAAUUUAGAGGUUGUAAGCAUAACUUUAGAAGGCGAAUUCAGGGUACUUCACUAUGUUUCAUUUAGCUGCUAUGACAAAGAUGGCGAGGUUCAUUUUGUAUCUAAGAUCGAUUUGUUAAGAAGAUUUACUAUAUCGCCCACACAAAACUCUCUUGUUGCCAUUGGUUGCGACACUUAUGCAUGGUUUGGUGGUACAGGAAUCACUAAUGCUACACUCUUCAAUUCUGGAUGCAUGACUCUAUGUAAUAAAGCACAAAAAGAUCUUUUGGGGAAUAAGUGCUCCGGUAUUGGUUGUUGUAUGGGUUUCAUCCCAGAUAGCGUGAACAAUAUUAGCAUUGAGGCCAAGAGUUAUCAUAAUCACCAGAAUGUGUUAGAUUUCAAUCCAUGCAGUGUUGCAUUUUUGGUUGCAAAUGAUGCAAUGCCCUCUUCUCUUGGGGAUUUUCUAACCCAUAAUGCCACAUAUUUCAAGAACUUGCGGCUUCCAGUGGCUCACCAUUGGACAGUUGGAACAAAAGAUUGUGAAGCUGCAAAAUCAUCAGGGGAGUUCAUAUGCAAGAGAAAUAGCGCGUGCCGUAACUUGUCAUACCAAAGGGGAUACCACUGCCAAUGCAACCCCGGUUUCCAGGGUAACCCCUACCUUCAUGAUUGCCAGGAUAUUGAUGAAUGCACGCAAGGAAAUCACAAUUUUUGUAAAGAGCCAGCAUAUUGCGUCAACACUGUUGGAAGCUAUGAAUGCUUAUGCCCACAAGGCUACAUCGGAAAUGGCACGGCGAAUUAUCCGUGUAUUCUUGAUCCUAAUAGUGCUCAUCGUAGCCAAUAUAAAUUGUUGGUAGGACUCAGCGUGACCUUAGGAUCAGUACUUUCCUUUCUUGUUGGGUUGUGGUUAUAUUCAGUAAUCAAAAGAAGACAAGCUGUCAGGCAAAGAGCUAAACACUUUCAGAGGAAUGGGGGUCUGUUGCUGCAACAAGAAGUGUCUACCGAUGAAGUUGUAGCAAGAAUGAAAAUAUUCACGAUCGUUGAGCUAGAGAAAGCUACUGAUCACUUUAAUGAGGAUAGAAUACUUGGACAAGGAGGCCGUGGUACUGUAUAUAAAGGGAUGUUAGGUGAAGGAAGAAUUGUUGCCAUAAAGAAGUCUAAAAUAGUGGAGGGAGAGAACCAAGUGACAGAGUUCAUCAAUGAAAUGGUGAUUUUAUCACGAAUAAAUCAUCGGAAUAUAGUGAAGUUGUUGGGGUGUUGUUUGGAGACGGAAGUCCCAUUACUAGUGUACGAGUUUAUCCCCAAUGGAACACUUUUUCGUCAUAUUCAUAACCCAUGUGAAGAGUUUCCCAUCACUUGGAAAUUGAGGUUACAAAUUGCUUCUGAUUCAGCUGGAGCACUUGCUUAUUUACACUCUUCCUCUUCUAUUCCCAUCUUUCACAGGGACAUCAAAUCUUCCAACAUAUUGUUAGACGACAUGUACAGGGCAAAGUUAUCAGAUUUUGGGACUUCAAGAUUUGUGGCUAUUAAUAGAACCCAUGUAACUACACGUGUUAUGGGAACUUUUGGUUAUCUAGAUCCCGAAUACUUCCGAUCCAGUCAAUUUACCGAAAAGAGUGAUGUUUAUAGUUUCGGUGUUGUCCUUGUUGAGCUUCUGACAGGACAAAAGGCAAUACGUGCUACGUUGGAGGACUUGGAACAAGAUAGAAGUUUGGCAUCAUGGUUUGUUACCCACAUGGAAAACUCUAGCCUCCUUGAUAUUGUAGAUUCUCAUAUCCUACAAGAGGCUUCGAAGGAAGAGUUUCACACAAUUGCUAAUCUCGCAUUGCGGUGUUUAAACUUGGAUGGCAAGAGAAGACCGGGAAUGAAAGAAGUGUUGUUAGAGAUAGAAAUGGUCUUGUCACUUCAUUUACCUCAAAUGGUUGAACCAAAGAAGCAAGAAUUUGAACAAGUGUUUACUGGGACAAUGAAAAGUUCACACUACGAUUGUAUUUCAAGUUCGUGCACGUUUUCUUUGGAAGUGUUUGGUGGUUCUGGAGAUGAUGCUGCGAAAUAUCAAAGGGCUGGUUGCAUUGCCAUGUGCAACAACCGAGCUGAGCCUGUAGCAGGUUCUUGUCCAGGAUUGGGAUGCUGCCAGACGUCUCUCCCACUUGGCUGGAAUUGGCAAGGGUUCUCAAUUACUCUAUUCAGUGUGGAAGAUGGUCAACUAACGACAAUAGGCAAAAGUUUAUCUGAUCAGUCUUGUAGUUAUGCUUUCUAUGCUAAAAGUGGCAGCUUCAUCUUCGGCGGGGCUUCUGAUUUAGUGACUAAUAAUACCGAUGAUGUGCGUAACAGAAUUAUGGAACAAGUUCCUAUGGUGCUCGAUUGGAACGUACAACUAAAGAUUUCUUGCAACCAAGUGAAGAUAAAUUCAACUAGUAAUCCAUAUCUUUGUCAGUCAAAUACCAAAUGUGUUGAUACUGCUGAGGGAGGAUAUCGAUGCAGCUGUCUCCCGGGCUACGAGGGAAAUCCUUAUCUUCAACCUGGUUGCACAGACAUCAAUGAGUGUGUUUCUGGUCCAAACAAUCCAUGUUACAUGACUUGUGUUAACACUCCGGGGAGUUACAAAUGCUCCUGUGCUCGUGGAUAUGUUGGUGACGGAUUAAAAUCUGGGACCCGUUGCAUAUUUGUUAACAAGAGGGCGGCAAACCUCAUAAGAAUAACUCUUGGACUAGGCUCAUCCUUGGGAGUAAUAGUUCUACUCCUUGUUGCUUGGUGGUUUUCUACUAUAAUCAAAAGGAGAAAGAUUAUGAAGCAAAAGGUUAAAUACUUUAAGCAAAAUGGCGGGUUACUAUUACAAGAACAAAUGGCUACCGAUGACAGUGUCGUGGCAGCAAUCAAAAUGUUCACCAUUGAUGAGUUAGAAAAAGCCACUGACCAUUUCAAUCAAGAUAGAAUUCUCGGAAGAGGAGGUCAGGGAACCGUUUAUAAAGGAAUGCUGAGUACAGGAAGAAUCGUUGCCAUAAAACUGUGUAAAGUGGUUGAUGAAGUUGGAGAUUUUGUCAACGAAGUGCUCAUCUUAUCAAAAAUCAACCACAGGAGUAUAGUGAAGUUAUUAGGGUGUUGUUUGGAAAACGAAGCCCCGUUGCAAGUUUUCGAGUUUAUCCCCAACGGGACGCUCGAUCAUCAUAUUCAUAGUCCAAGUGCCGAAUUUCAAAUCACUUGGAAAAUGCGGUUGCAAAUUGCUUCUGAUACAGCCGGAGCCCUUACUUAUCUACAUUCAUCUUCUUCUAUUCCUAUUUUCCAUAGAGACAUUAAAUCUUCCAACAUAUUGUUGGAUGAUACGUACCGGGCUAAGUUAUCGGACUUUGGGACAUCGAAAACAGUUGGUAUUGAUCAAACCCAUGUAACUACACCUCAAGUUAUGGGAACAUUUGGUUAUAUGGAUCCGGAAUACCAUUUAUUAGGUCAGUAUACUGAGAAAAGUGAUGUUUAUAGUUUUGGUGUUGUUCUUGUUGAGCUUUUAACAGGACAAAAGGCAGUACGAAGUGCACUUGAAGAAGAGAAAAGCUUGGCAUCAUGGUUUCUUUCUCAUAUGAAGAACCCUCGUUUGCUCGAUAUUAUAGAUUCUCGGGUCUUACAAGAGGAUUCGAAAGAAGAAUUCCUGAUUAUUGCUGAAAUUGCAGAGAAAUGUUUGAACCAGGACAGAAACAGUAGACCCACCAUGAAAGAAGUUCUACUUGAGAUCGAAGCAGUUUUGUCACUUCAUUUGCCACAAGCCAACGAACAAAACUGGCCAAAAUCAGAGCAGAUUUUCAGUGGAUCAAUAAGUGAUGGUGUUGUUUCAAGUUCUACCGCGUUUUACUUGGAAAAUAGCUCUUUGAGUUCUGCUGAAGUAUCCUUGUUAUUCAACUCUAGGUGAUUCAGUUCAACUUGUGCAUUAUGUUCCUGUAAAAGCAAACUCUUGCAACUUGUAAAAGGCAGGCCUGGCCCGGCCCGACCCAGCCCUGAGGGGUGAAUGGAAGGGCGGCCUCCCAUGGCCCCCGAAGUAAAAGGGCCAGAAAUUAUACAAGCCAAGUUAUAAGUAAUAUACAUGAAAAACCGAGACAUUACGGUCAAAGGACCAACUCGAAGCCCCAAGAUUAGGUUUAUACUCUAUCACGCCCAUUCACAUGAAAGCCCUUUGGGCUUGAAGUGUGGAUGCAGCAUAGACCUCUUCAUACCCAGCGCGAAAUAUACCCCUUAGGGGUAAGUGAGAUUUGAACCCAUGACAUUUGCGUCACGUUGGCUCUAAUACCAUGUCAAAGGACCAACUCAACCAUAAGCUUAAGCUGAUGGUUGAAGCUCUAAGAUUAGUUUUAUACUCUAUCAAUUACACAUAAAACGUUGGUGGCCUAGUUAGUUGAGUACCAUUUACUUUUUGGCAUGGAGUACGGGUUCGAUCCGCAACGCUUGGAAGUUUUACUCAUUCUGUUAUUUAACUUGAUUUUCUACACUCUCCCCUUUAGUAGAUUUUUAGUUCUGAUUUUCUUUGUUUCUUUUGAUAUCUACUCGUAAGAGCUCUAGGAUAGAGAGGUACGACCUAUAGAAUUGUUCCUGUACAAGUGUGGUCGUUUUGAUAUCUACUCGUAUCAACUUCUUAUUUAAUUAUACUUCCUUUUUAUGGGUUCUCUAAAUUAUUAUUAGAA